Molecule: messenger RNA, 948 nt
Organism: Hepatospora eriocheir
Lineage: Eukaryota; Fungi; Microsporidia; Hepatosporidae
Source: the annotation of a GenBank genome assembly
AUGAAACAAGAAUUGUUAAAGAUUUUUUUAUUAUCUCAGAUUUUAUCAACUGAUCCGGAUGAUGAAAAUAAACCAGGUACUAGUGCUAGUUUUCUGCGUAAGUCUGAAAGUAACUCACAAAACAAUGAUGAAAUACCAGCAAAAAAAAGAAGAACAGAUGAUAGUAAUAAUAAUUAUGAAUUUCGAUUAAAUCAAAAUAGUGGUAGUUUUGAUUCACUUUAUAAUGAACAAAAUUCAAAGUCUUCUGUAGCAAGAAGGAUUACUUUUGAUGAUUACGAAGAAGAAGUACAGUUUGUCUCUAAAAAUUCAAUACAAUUUAUAAAUGAAAACAGUGAUAAAACUUUUCAAGAUUAUAGUAAUAGAGAAAUAAGUAUAAAAUCAUUACUUAAAAAUAAGCAUAAAGUAUCUGAAAUUAUAAGUGUUAAAACAGAAGAAUAUCAUGAAUUAACUACUUAUAGUUAUAAACUUAUAGAAUGUCAAAGAACUGUUGAUGAAAAAAUUUAUAAGGUUACUUUUGAUGUACUUGAUAAUUUCAAUAUCUUAAAUUUAAUUCCUUCUACUAGAAUGUCAACAGAAAUAACAGAGAAAUUUAUUGAUCGUUUUAAUAAUAUUUUUAAUGUUAAACUUAUUAAAUACAAAACUGAACGUUUUCAAUGUUGCAGUGCAUUUAGAGUUUCUUAUUUUAUAGAGAAGGGAGAUUGUAAAUUAGAAGAUAGCAUAUGCUGUGAAUUAGUAUUAGAAUUUUCAGAUAUAAACAUUAUUGAUAGUAAUUUGUAUACCAUGAAUGAUAAAGUUGUUUCAAAUGAUGAAGCUAAUCCAGAAUUUGGUAUUAAUAUUUUUAAUACAAAUAAAAAUAUCAGUUUAUCACUUCAUGAUUACGUAUUUAGUUCUUUCUUAAAUGUAAAUUCUGAAUAUGAUAAAUAUGAAAGACGUCUUUAUUGUAAUUAA